Acinonyx jubatus (cheetah) is the source of this 2684-nucleotide messenger RNA. It is a transcript of the gene TAF8, whose product is annotated as TATA-box binding protein associated factor 8. The record is from RefSeq and is a predicted model, not a curated record. Gene Ontology annotation, biological process: transcription initiation at RNA polymerase II promoter. Lineage: Eukaryota; Metazoa; Chordata; Mammalia; Carnivora; Felidae. The transcript has 8 exons. Gene Ontology annotation, cellular component: transcription factor TFIID complex. Bases 109 to 981 code for a protein of 290 amino acids. Gene Ontology annotation, molecular function: protein heterodimerization activity.
GCCCCGCUCUCCCCGCCCUCCCCGCUCUCCGCGCGCUCCACGCCCUCCCCGCUCUGCGACUACAAGUCCCAUCCUGCCCUGCGCUCGCGCACAUUACGCCAGAGCAAGAUGGCCGACACGGCGGCCACUGCCGGGGCCGGUGGCUCCGGAACGAGAUCAGGAAGUAAACAGUCCACUAAUCCUGCUGAUAACUACCAUCUAGCCCGGAGGCGAACCCUUCAGGUGGUCGUGAGCUCCUUGUUGACAGAGGCAGGGUUUGAGAGUGCCGAGAAAGCAUCUGUGGAAACAUUGACAGAGAUGCUGCAGAGCUACAUUUCAGAAAUUGGGAGGAGUGCCAAGUCCUACUGUGAGCACACAGCCCGGACCCAGCCCACACUGUCAGAUAUUGUGGUCACGCUGGUCGAGAUGGGUUUCAACGUGGACACUCUCCCUGCUUAUGCAAAACGGUCUCAGAGAAUGGUCAUCACUGCCCCUCCAGUGACCAAUCAACCAGUGACCCCCAAGGCCCUCACUGCGGGGCAGAACCGACCCCACCCGCCGCACAUCCCCAGCCAUUUUCCCGAGUUCCCUGACCCUCACACCUACAUCAAAACUCCGACGUACCGCGAGCCCGUGUCAGACUACCAGGUCCUACGGGAGAAGGCUGCGUCCCAGAGACGAGACGUGGAGCGGGCACUCACCCGUUUUAUGGCAAAGACAGGCGAGACCCAGAGUCUCUUCAAAGACGACGUCAGCACGUUUCCAUUGAUCGCUGCUAGGCCUUUCACCAUCCCCUACCUGACAGCCCUCCUUCCUUCGGAGCUGGAGAUGCAACAGAUGGAAGAGACGGAUUCCUCGGAGCAGGAUGAGCAGACAGACACCGAGAACCUCCCUCUGCACAUCAGCACGAUUAAAGAAACAACAGCAUGUCAGUACGCUGACGGGAAUGGUCUGGUAGAGAGGAAAAGUGGAUGCAGGAGAGAAGGAAACAUUUUGGAGUGAUGUCCUUUGGUAGGUGAGAGGGUAAGGGACCUAGGGGACGAGGCGCGGUGGCGGGGUUGGCCUGGUUACGGGCAUUUUGUUUCCAGGGGAGGAGAUGAGAGUGCGUGGGCACAGAGACCAAGGCAGGUGAGAUGUGCUCCUCCGAGCUUGUGGGUGUUCUCAUCUGGUUAGCCGUGUGCUGUGCUCUGCACAUAAGAGGCUGAGACCCCACUCGUGUUCCUGCAUCUUUGCGAGAAAGAGCCAAGUAGAGCCAAAGAAGGGCUGGGAGCUCAAAUGCCUUUAAGGCCUGCGGGACCCUGUGGUCAGCCUACCAUAGUCACAUCCAUCCUUUAAGACUGGCCCUGGCUUCGGAGCAAAGGAUAUCUUGGCGGUUGUCGUUGGACCAGGCAUUCCCCGUGCUCUCUAAGAUUCCGUGAGGCCUGUGGCAGCCAGCAGCUCCAGAAUGCAGGGGCAAGGUGCCUGCGGUCUCUCUGUGAUGUGCCGAUGGGCCUCCUUGCUUGGACACACGUUUCUUUAAUGUUGGAUUAUUCCUUUCAGAAUUAGGGCUGGAAGCCCAUGGCUUUACAUAAAGCAGAGGAACUUGAUAUUCUACACUUCUGUCUUGGACUCAGUUAAUUUGGUCUGAGAUAUGGUGAUGGGGUCAUGGACUCAAAUGAGGUUCACCCUAGGAGAAGGAGGAAUCUUCUAAGCAGACACCACCAUCCUUUUGUAAGUACAAAGCAGUUAAAAGGGCCCGCAGAUGUGUUAUCUGACGCCCCAGGUCAUGACAUAGACAAGGUCAUGGCAGUGAGUGGACCGGGGCCGAAAGAAUGCUGGGAGCUGCCCGUGGACUGCGGGGUGGCCGAGAGGUCAAGUCAGACAGCAAAGACUGGCCUGCCUUCAAAUCCAGACCGCGCUGCUUUCCAGAGACUGUGACUUUGGUGGCCUUACCUAACGUGAGUCUGUUUCCUCACAAGUUCAAGCAGGAAUAGGAACACCUAACUCAGCAAUGAACUUCAGGUGUCCAGCAGCUCAGCUCACGGCACUCGCUGUUUCCCUCACCACCUACCCCGCCCCCACUGUUUUAGGCUGUACAAACACUUGCUCUUCUGUUAAAAGUAAAUACAUGAAUAAGAAGACCCCAAGGAGAGGAUUCUAGCAACAAUUUAUACACAAUCGAUUGGACUUGUCAGUGUUACUUUGUUGAACUGGCGCCCAUAAUCCUAUGUUUGAAAAUUCACGAUGUAGAAAAAAAUGUUUGGUAAGAAUUUCUUUAUGCCAUCCGUGUUCCCUGUUCAUCCACUCUCUCUCCUACAAAGCUGCCAGUGUCACCAGCUUUGUGUGUCCUUCUAGAGACAUAGUCUCCUCAUUGUUAUCAACACAAAUAGCAAACCACGAACGGUUUUCCCUUCCUGUUUGCCCUUAUCGCUGUAUCUCAGUGAUCAUUCCAUCUGUGUACAGCAGGCUGUUUCUUUAUGGCUUCACAUAUUCCAUUGAAUGGAUGUAACCAUCGAAUUUAACCAGCUCCCUAUACACAUCUAUGUUUUCCGUCAAUAGCGUUUACAGACAUUGUUACAGUGCAUUAAAUAGCUAGUAUUGUAAGUUAUUCUUUUACGUGUCAAGGGCGGCACUUCCUUCAAAGACUGUUGCCAGGGAGUUGCUUCCUUUAACCUGGUUCUGGUUUUUCCCAUCUGCUUGAACAUAAAGGGACUGUUCAUUUUAAA